Messenger RNA from Acanthosepion pharaonis, 711 nucleotides. The record is from the annotation of a GenBank genome assembly. NCBI's taxonomy places the organism in Eukaryota, Metazoa, Mollusca, Cephalopoda, Sepiida, Sepiidae.
AUGCUCUUAUUUUUUCUUGGACCAACAAAGUCAUUGAAAAAUGCAUUCAUCAUUGUUAAACCUGAAGACAGUCAUCUUAUACAAGUUAUUGAAAAUCUAAAGCCUUUUGAUGAAAUUCAAAACUGUACUCAAGAGUUUUUAUACCCUUACAUGUGGCAGGCAACGGGAAAUAACCUUGAUGUUAUCAACUUACCAGUUCAAAAUGAAGAAUAUACAGAAAUAAAUGAACAUUUUCUGAACAAUGCUCCACCUAAGGCACAAGUCUUAAGUAUUCAAAGAAUUCAGAACAAAACACUCUACAGGGAUUAUGUAAAGAAAAAGUGUGAAUACAACCUAAUACAAAAGAAAUAUGAGAAAAAAUUGUGGUUUUCCUGUGAUUCCACUGAUGUCACUGAACUAAGGACAAAUGGACUUAAUACAAAAUUUAUGAAAGUUGGAAGAUGUGGAGAAGGCUAUCAGUUCUAUAAAGAAUCAAAUACAGCAUUUGAGAUACAACUUCAAAGUGAUCAAAGACAAGAUGGUAACCACUAUAUCUAUUGCUGCAAUGUGGCUGUUGGAAACCCAAUUCAAGGGAAUACAUCAUAUAAAAAAGGCAAUAUUCCUGCAAAGUGUACAUCAGUUGUAGACAACAUUACCUGCCCAACAAUGUACACCAUAUUUAAUGAAAAUGUAUUCUACCCUUCUUAUCUUCUCACUUUUAAGAUAAGAUGA